GUUUCAAAUAAAAAGAGAAAGUCAGAAAAUGCUAUCGUGAUUCAAGAGCAAGUUCCGGUUGCAGGUAUCAUUGUUGUUACUGCUGUCGUCAAUGUUGUUUGGUCGUUGGUCAUUUUGUUGUUGUUGUUUAUUUGUUUAUUUAUUAAACUUUGGCCGUUAACACGAACAUAAACUAGAUAAAUACGCACCCCGCUUGCCAACAAUUUUGGGAAAAGAAAUGUUAAUUAGUGGUUAAAGAAAUAUUAAUGAACCAGGUAAAAAUCGGGUAGAUUCGUUGUCGCUCCCCCCCCCCCCCCCUGCUGACAGUUUUAAUCAAGCCAUGUGUGCAAUUUGAAAUAGGAAGGAAAUGUCGCUAUAUUCGUGCUAGUGGCAAAAGGGUAGCAUCUUUAGCAUCUUUGAAAGGGUAAAGUCGACAGUAUGAUUGUGGCUAGGUUGUUGCUAUUAUUUUCAUGCCAUUGCAUUAUUUUAUUGAAUAUUUAUCCCAACUGUCAAUUUGAAUAUACUAUCCCAACUUAAGCGCUGUUUAUAUGUUAGCCAGGCUGGCCCGAUGAGCGUAACUGCUCGUUAAACAUGAUCUCACCGUGUCGUUCUAAAAUAGUAGAACCUAUUUGCAAGGCCCAUUGAAGGGGGUUUUUGGAUGUUAGGAUGUUAGGGUUUGUAAUCCAAGUGAGAAUAUAUACAUUUUAAGACCUAACCAGGAACGACAGCGAAAAAUGCAGCACAAGGUCCUCUGGUAGGAAUCGAACCUACAGCUAACUGUUGAAAUUGCGAACCGGCUUAUUUAAGCCUCUCAGGCAUGGUCUUGCUUUAUUUGUGUUUUUUUGUAGUGAGCGCAGAAUCGUGGAAAUGGGAAAAGACUUCGAUAGUUCAUCGAGAAAAGUUUAUCAAAUUGGGCGAGUAUAGAAAAACUCAUCCAGAAGACAUCAAGGAGGUUAACGGAGUACACGUUUGUUUCUCGAAUGAGUUUCUCAUUGGGAAGGGAAGUGAUGGCACUCGAGUUUAUGUAGGAUUGGAGAAAAGUGGUCACGAGAGGGCUGUAAAACGUUUGCUCAGAGAUGACGGCACUGGCUUAGCUGAACAAGAAAAGAAAGUCUUAAAAGAACUCAAUGAAACUAAGUCCAAUUAUGUGGUAAAAUAUUGGUUUUUAGACGAGCAAAGCGACAAGGAGUACUCAUUUUUAAUCUCCGAUUUAUGUGAGGAAACGUUGGAAAAUUUUGUUGCUCAUAGCAGUAUUGACGAUCUGGAAAAAAUAGCGCCAGAUAUCAUUCGGCAAGUUUUGACAGGAUUAGCUGAUCUUCACUGCGAACCAAUGCCCAUUUUGCAUCGGGAUUUAAAACCAUCCAACAUUUUGCGCAACGUCCACAAUAAAUGGUUACUGGCAGAUUUUGGUAUCAGCCGCAUUCUGACAAAAGGUGCUAGUACUCUUCCCAACACUGGCCAGAGAGGAACGGAAGAUUGGAUAGCCGUUGAGUCAUGUCCUUCCAAAAACAAGACUGGUGAUGGCAAACUACGCUACAAGAAAGAAUCCGAUAUUCAGGUAAGGUUUUCAGUUAUAAACAUAGGGCGUCACUAG
Messenger RNA from Paramuricea clavata, 1573 nucleotides. The record is from the annotation of a GenBank genome assembly. NCBI's taxonomy places the organism in Eukaryota, Metazoa, Cnidaria, Anthozoa, Malacalcyonacea, Plexauridae.